UCGGGGGCUUCAGGUUUCAGCCCGUGCUUCACGGGGAGUGAGAGAGGGCACUGUGCGGACUUUUUUCUCUCUCUCUCCUAAAGCUGCAAGGCAAGGAGCAAUCACCAUGCAAGGAGCCAUCCCACUCAUCGGGCUAUAGACGCAUGAUGCUAAAAAGAUUACUGCCUCUGGAUACCUCUCCCUGGGAAACAGCUAAAGAUAUUCCGAUAAGGAAUAAAAUAACACUUUAUCGAUUUAUUUUGCGCAUAAAAAAGACAUAUUUAAGAAAACAAUACAGAGGCAACCAAAGUAAACGUUCCAUCGUUCUUUUGUAAAAAUUAACCAACUCAAGAAGUGGAAAUUACAAUAUUUUUUGCCUCGGAAGCACACGGAUUUUCUUCAGAGAUGGAAUUAAAGGCGAGCCAGCAGUGCGUUGUUUUUAACACAAUGGAGUAAAGGCGACGGAAUCAGGUCCGCUCCUUUCAGAAUCAAUGUCGAACAAAUCAUCUUUACUGUAGGAAAAUUAAAACGCAACAUCUACCCGGCAAUCUUCCUGGAAGUUGCUCUUCUUUGUAGCAAGAAAUUAAAAUGCAAUGACUGAAGACGACGUUCACAUCUCUCAAUUCACAUUAAGAGGGGUUGAAUGAUGGAUGAGGAUGGAGGGAAUCAACCUGAAGACCAGAGGGCUAAGGAAUCGGAGGGGAGAUCUUCCAUCCCCAGCACUUUUAUCCGUCUCAACGACUUGUCCGGUGGCGGCGGCGGCGGAGAAAGGAGCGACCAGGACCCGGAGCCCGGCGCGGAGCAGAAGGAGCCAGCGGCGGCGGGGGAAGAGAGCUCAAGAGGCAGCACAGAAGCGCUCCCUUACCCGGCUUUGGCACCCGUCGUUUUCUUCUACCUGAAACAGACGACUCGACCUCGAAGCUGGUGUCUCAAGCUGGUCUGCAAUCCCUGGUUUGAAAGGGCGAGCAUGCUGGUUAUCCUGCUGAACUGUGUCACCUUGGGAAUGUACCAACCCUGUGAGAACAACCAGUGUACCUCGGAGCAUUGCAAGAUCUUACAGAAAUUUGACGACUUCAUCUUCGCUUUCUUUGCUGUGGAAAUGCUGAUCAAAAUGAUAGCUCUGGGAAUUUUCGGAAAAAAAUGUUAUCUCGGCGAUACGUGGAACUGGUUGGACUUCUUCAUUGUGCUAGCUGGGAUGCUGGAGUACUCUCUCAACCUACAGAAUGCCAGCUUCUCAGCGGUCCGCACUGUCCGAGUCCUGCGACCUCUGCGAGCGAUCAACCGAGUUCCCAGUAUGCGCAUCUUGGUGACGCUGCUCCUUGAUACUCUCCCCAUGCUAGGGAAUGUGCUGCUGCUCUGCUUCUUCGUCUUCUUCAUCUUCGGGAUUGUCGGUGUCCAGCUGUGGGCGGGGCUUCUGCGAAACCGAUGCUUCUUCCCAGAAAAUUUCACAACACCUCCAUCUUUGGGCCUUGACAAAUACUACCAUACAGAAAACGAUGACGAGAACCCUUUUAUCUGCUCACAGCCUCGGGAAAACGGCAUGCGCUACUGUCGCAGCAUCCCAAUGUUGCGUGAAGACGGGGUGGAGUGCAAUCUGGACUACUACUCAUACAACAGCACCGACAACACCACCUGUGUGAACUGGAACCAGUACUACACCAACUGCUCAGCCGGCGACCACAACCCCUUCAAAGGAGCCAUUAACUUUGACAACAUAGGGUAUGCUUGGAUUGCAAUUUUUCAGGUCAUCACUCUUGAGGGCUGGGUGGAUAUCAUGUAUUUCGUCAUGGACGCCCAUUCUUUCUACAACUUCAUCUAUUUCAUUCUGCUCAUUAUAGUGGGCUCCUUCUUCAUGAUCAACCUCUGCCUAGUUGUCAUAGCAACCCAGUUUUCCGAGACCAAGCAGCGAGAGAGCCAGCUGAUGAAGGAGCAGCGCGUGCGCUUCAUGUCGAACGCCAGCACACUGGCCAGCUUUUCUGAGCCUGGAAGCUGCUACGAUGAGCUGCUCAAGUACCUGGUGCAUGUGGUCCGCAAAGCGAAAAGACAGCUGGCCCAGGUGUACAGGAUGGCGGCCACCAAAGCAGGCAUACAGGUGGGGCUAGGCUCAGCUGCUGAGCGGCCCGCUCACAAGAGAAGAAGGAAGAAACAUCAGAGGGCCUCUGUUCACCACCUUAUCCAUCACCAUCACCACCAUCACCACCACUACCACAUGGGAAAUGGCAGCCUGCGGGCACCACGCUCCAGCCCAGAGCUCGGUGACCCGGAGACAGGCUCAGUUCACAAUACCUCUGGUCGUCUCAUGCUGCCACCUUCAUCUGGCUCCAAUAUCAACCUCCUGCCACCUCCCCUGGGCAACACAGAAUCAGUGCACAGUGUCUAUCAUGCCGACUGCCACUUUGAGCCAAUCCACUGUGCCCCCUCACCUGAGAGCAAGAAGAAAAGCACUGCACCACCACUGAGUACACUGGGGAGCAAAAAUUACCCUACUGUGCACCCAACCUGUGUCCAGGAAAGCCAGAAGGAAAAAAUGCCAGUGGACCCUGGCAACAGUGGCUGCGGUGGCACUUUAACCAACCUGAACAUCCCACCCAGACCCUUCAGCACCAUGCACAGGCUUCUGGAAACACAGAGCGCAGGUCCCUGCAAAGGCACUUGUAAACUAACCAGCAACCUGAGCAAUGUGGAUAACCUGACCUGUGACCCUGAGAGCUGCCCGCACUGUAUUAAGUCCCUGAACAACGACUCGGAGGGAACCGACAAUGAAACCGUUGACUCAGACAGCGAGGGCGUCUACGAGUUCACCCGGGAUGCCCACUACAGCGACAGUCGUGAUUCACAGAAAGGUGGAGCUGCGAUGGGUCCUCGUGCUAACAAGAUCAUACAGUUUCUGAAGCUUGUGUGCGAAACCUUCCGUAAAAUUGUGGACAGCAAGUACUUUGGGCGAGGAAUCAUGAUUGCAAUCCUGAUCAACACACUCAGCAUGGGGAUCGAGUACCACGAACAGUUUCCUCACCGACCCUACACAUUUGGCAGCUACAAACAGCAUGGAGACCCUCCUGAAGUCACAGAAAUAGAGAAGGAGGAAGGGGAGUAUGAUGAUGCAGGUGUCAAUGCUGUUGACUUGCAGGUCCAGUUAUCAGGAAACCAGGAAAUUACCAAGAGGGAAGAAGCGAUUGGGCAGUUAAGCUGUAUUCAGCUGCCUGUCGACUCCGGGGGCGACAUCUCCAAAUCGGACUCUGAAGACUUCUACUCCCAGAGCCUGGAAGACGUGUGUGGAAGCAAGAAGGACCUUUCAGCUUCAGCCAUGGUUCCCAUCAAUGGUCACGUGGAGAUGAAGAACAGCUUGACCCCGCCUCUUAUCACCCACACGGCGGCUACGCCCAUGCCAGUGCCAAAGAGUUGUGCUUACGGUGACCUGGCUCUGGGUUAUGAGUCUCGCCGAGGGAGCAGCGUCUCUGUUGACCCCAACUGCUAUGAUAUAAAGUCCCCGGUGAGCGCACGGAGCUCCCCCUACACACCCUGGAGCACCGCCAGCAGCUGGAACAGCCGGCGCUCAAGCUGGAACAGCCUCGGCCGAGCCCCCAGCCUUAAGAAACAGAAACGACAGUCAGGGGAGCGGCGCUCGCUGCUUUCUGGGGACGGCAAGUCAAGCUCAGACGAGGGAGAGGGUUCUGAUGGGGAAGGUGGCUCUGCCAGCAGCUCACUACAUCAGCAUCGCAUGGAGUCCCUGGAGACGAAAAGUUCUUUUGAGCUACCCCCUGACACCCUACAGGUGCCCACCUACUUAUACCGUUCAGCCAGCCUGCUCAGUGCGCGGCCUUCAUUGGCUGAGCACCAGGACUGCAAUGGGAAAACCUCACCAUCGGCCAUGUUGCAUCAGUUUUCCAUCGAAGAACAGCAGAGUGAUGAUGACAACAUUGAAGAAGGAGGUAUCAUGGGUCGCAAAGCCAGGCUGGUUCGGUGGUUUGAGAAGCAUCAGCCUGAAUGGUGCCGGGAAAGAAGCACUUGGUCACUUUACCUCUUUUCACCUCAGUCUAACUUCCGGAUGACGUGCAAUAAAAUCAUCACGCACAAGAUGUUUGACCACAUCGUUUUAGUCAUCAUCUUCCUGAACUGCAUCACCAUCGCAAUGGAGAGGCCCAAGAUCGACUCCAAUAGCGCAGAGAGAUUUUUCCUGACACUGUCCAACUACAUCUUCACGGCGGUCUUUCUCACCGAGAUGACAGUAAAGGUGGUAGCCAUGGGCUGGUGCUUUGGGGAAAAAACAUACCUGAAGAGUAGCUGGAACAUCCUGGAUGGUGUACUUGUCUUCAUAUCAGUCAUCGACAUCCUCGUCUCCAUGAUCUCCAACAGUGGAACAAAGAUCUUGGGAAUGCUGCGAGUCCUGCGGCUUCUGCGCACCCUGCGGCCUCUCCGGGUGAUCAGUCGAGCACCAGGCCUGAAGCUGGUGGUGGAGACCCUCAUAUCCUCCUUGAAGCCCAUUGGCAACAUAGUUGUCAUUUGCUGUGCCUUCUUUAUCAUCUUUGGCAUCCUCGGAGUUCAGCUUUUCAAAGGCAAGUUCUUUGUGUGCUUUGGAGAGGACACCAGCAACAUAACCAACAAGUCGGACUGCCUCCAGGCGCAUUACAAGUGGGUCCGCCACAAGUACAACUUUGACAACCUAGGCCAGGCUCUGAUGUCGCUCUUUGUGCUCGCCUCCAAAGACGGCUGGGUGGACAUCAUGUACGACGGCUUGGAUGCAGUGGGGGUCGACCAGCAGCCCAGGUUGAACUACAACCCAUGGAUGUUGCUCUACUUUAUCUCAUUCUUGCUGAUUGUGGCCUUCUUCGUGCUCAACAUGUUCGUCGGGGUAGUUGUGGAGAACUUUCACAAGUGUCGGCAACAUCAGGAGGCAGAGGAGGCCAAACGGCGCGAAGAAAAGAGGCAGAAGAGGAUGGAGAAAAAAAGAAGGAGUAAGGAGAAAGAGCUGGCUGAUAUAAUGCUGGAUGAUGUUAGACGGAUCAGCUCAGGAUGUGCAGUCACAGAAGCGCAGUGUAAACCCUACUAUUCUGAUUACUCUCCCACACGCCUUCUCAUCCACAAGAUGUGCACCAGCCACUACCUGGACCUCUUCAUUACUGUGGUGAUUGGCCUCAAUGUCAUCACAAUGGCCAUGGAGCACUACCAGCAGCCACAGGUCCUGGAUGAAGCCCUGAAGAUCUGCAAUUAUGUGUUCACCAUCAUCUUCGUGCUUGAAUCAGUCUUCAAACUGGUUGCUUUUGGGUUUCGACGAUUCUUUAAGGACAGGUGGAACCAGUUGGAUUUGGCCAUAGUGCUUCUGUCCAUCAUGGGGAUAACACUGGAGGAGAUUGAGGUCAACGCUUCAUUGCCCAUUAACCCAACAAUCAUCCGCAUCAUGAGGGUCCUGAGGAUCGCUCGGGUGCUGAAGCUUCUAAAGAUGGCCGUGGGAAUGAGAGCCCUGCUGGACACUGUUAUCCAGGCGCUGCCACAGGUUGGAAAUUUGGGGCUGCUCUUCAUGCUUCUGUUUUUCAUCUUUGCUGCCUUGGGAGUGGAGCUGUUUGGUGAUCUCGAAUGCAGUGAAGACCACCCUUGUGAAGGUCUGGGACGCCACGCUACAUUUCGGAAUUUCGGAAUGGCUUUCCUUACCUUGUUCAGAGUGUCCACAGGAGACAACUGGAAUGGCAUCAUGAAGGACACACUGAGGGACUGUGCCCAAGAUAUGGGCACCUGCUACAACACAGUGGUGUCGCCCAUCUACUUUGUUUCCUUCGUGCUCACAGCUCAGUUUGUGCUGGUGAACGUGGUGAUCGCAGUGCUCAUGAAGCACCUGGAGGAGAGCAACAAGGAGGCCAAGGAGGAGGCCGAGAUGGAGGCUGAGCUGGAGAUGGAACUGCGCAACAUCAACAGCCCGUCUCCCCUAGCUGAGGGGCUGCCUUGGCCAGGCGGAGUGGGAGACAUUAGAGACAGGCCAGAUAGUCCAGGAGGGCCCUCUGACUCCAGCCAGGUCAAACUGGACUCACCGCUGUCGCUAGAUGCCCCACUGGCAAGACAUUUACUUGACACCAUCUCCCUACUGAUCCAGGGCUCGUUGGAAGGAGAGCUCACCCUCAUGGACAACCUCUCGGACUCGGUGUGCCAUCACUACGCCCUUCCGAAGUCUGGCAAGUGCGCCACCGAGAAGCAGAUCCCUCUAGCUGAGAUGGAGGCUCUGUCUCUGACGUCUGACAUUGUGUCGGAGAAAUCGUGGUCCUUAGCUCUGACGGACGACUCUAUGCCUGACGAUAUUAACACUCUCUUACUAAAUACUCUGGAGAGCAAUGGGGAAUUGCGAGCCGAACAUAACAAUCCCAGUGCCAUACUGGCCGAUAACCUCCUGUCUGUCAGGAAGCCCUCUGUGGGCCGGACGCACUCUCUGCCCAAUGACAGCUACAUGUUUCAUCCACUGAACCCAGCAGGAUCCACUGGGCCCUCCCGAGGGGCUAUCUCACCUCAGAAGGGUCAGUCAGGUUCCACCACAUCAGUGCAAUCCCAGCCAGCCGACACCAGCACCCACCUUUUGGCCGUCCCGUUGGACUUGUUCCGGCCCAUCAGUCCCCACAGCAAGUCCGAUUCAGAAAGCAUCCCCAAGAUCCCCCCACCAAGACGCCCCUCCAGUGCACACAGGAUGCUGCGACGGCAGGUGGCGGUGACCAAUGACUCCCUGGAUACCCUCUACGGUGAAGCCAAGGAAUCGGUUACUUCUGUGGAGAAGAACCAGCAGAGCGAUCUUUCAGUCCUCGGACUCCCUGUGUCGGCGGGGCUCCAGCCCGCAGUACUGCUUGUUCCCGCAACUCCUGGAGCUUCUCCUAAAAUGGGCCGCUCAAGCGUCCGGACCCAGAAGCAACCGCACAACCAAUACAACAUCUCCAAAUACCCCAGCCCCCAGCCAGUCCGGAGGAGUCCCUUCAGCGAGCAGCUUUCCCAGGACCCUGCUGACCAGGAGGUCACACACAUCAUCACAGGGGGUCAAUCUUCAGGCCUCCCUUCUUUAGACUCAAUUAGGGGUCCUAGUACCUGCCUGAGAGACCUAAAAAAAUACCACAGUGUGGACACCCAAGGCCGUCGCCUCUUGGUGGCCCGGCCUUCCUCGUGGCUGGACGAUCCCCGGAGACACUCCAUCGAGAUCUGUUCCUCUGUGGAAAGUAGCCCACAGCGCAGCUCUGGAUCCUCGGGGUUUGUUUCACGGGCGGAAAGCUUUCAGCAGCCUUCGCCGAGGCGGAAGAAAAAAAUGAGCCCCCCUUGCAUUUCCAUAGACCCUCCCGAGUGCCAGGACCCACUGGUGCUGCCCAAUUUUCACUCUGGCCUCUCCCCCUUACCCAGUAGAGACACCUGUCUUAGGAGACGCGCCCCCUCCUGCGAUUCAAAGGACUCCUUGGACCUGGGAGGGGAGGCCUUGCUGCCAGAAGUCACGCAGAUCUCCCCCAACCCAAAGCUCCUGACUCUUCAUAGCUUCUCUUUUGAGAAGACAGAUGCUGAACACUGAAUUAGAAGGAAAUGAUUAAUAAUAAUAACGACAAUAAUUCGAAUAUCAUCAAUAAUAAUCUCGAUCGAUCACCAUCAUCAUCAUCAUCAGACAGACACUCUCCACAUUUGCCAAAAAAAAAAAAA
Polypterus senegalus (gray bichir) is the source of this 7626-nucleotide messenger RNA. RefSeq names its product calcium channel, voltage-dependent, T type, alpha 1G subunit (gene cacna1g). NCBI's taxonomy places the organism in Eukaryota, Metazoa, Chordata, Cladistia, Polypteriformes, Polypteridae. The coding region runs from base 623 to 7501 and encodes 2292 amino acids. Gene Ontology annotation, biological process: calcium ion import; sodium ion transmembrane transport; membrane depolarization during action potential. The transcript has 37 exons. Gene Ontology annotation, molecular function: low voltage-gated calcium channel activity; voltage-gated sodium channel activity. Gene Ontology annotation, cellular component: voltage-gated calcium channel complex; voltage-gated sodium channel complex; plasma membrane. The record is from RefSeq and is a predicted model, not a curated record.